AUGUCCGACAAUCUCUCUGAAGCGGAUAAGUCCGAAGGGAAGCGGAUCAAGAUCACACCAGCCGUCUCGAAUAUCACAGGCCCCGAUCGGUCACAAUCGGUCACCCCAGUUUCAGGCACCCCACCGCCGCCGAGGGCAGAAGAGAGUAUUGAGGCGUUCGAGGAUCGCACACUGAGUGCUGUGUUCAAGCUGACAUUGAAGGAGGACCGCCAACGCGAUAUCCAUGGACAAAGAUUGACUUACCUCUCGGGCCUCAAGAGUGAACUCGAGGAGCAAGGUCGCGACCUUCGUAUUGAGACAGCUGUCCUAGACCAGGCUCUUCUGGAAGCUGCCUCGAAUGCCCCCCAGCAGAAGCCCUUGGAUUAUCUGUUACCGUGCUGGCGGAGGAUAUCAAGGCUGCACAAGGGAUUCCGUCGUGCUCGCGAAGAUGACCCGAAGUUCAAAGUCAUAUGCGAGGCCCGGCGCCUUUGCUUGAGUUAUUGCAUGUUUGCAAUUACAAUGCCAGAGAUGUUUGGUGAGGCUGUCAAAAGGUUUGAAGAGGAUGAGAACAUCAAGCCAGCAUUCAUUGCAGCGGUAGAGGAAAUGAGCAAGGAUCUUGCGGCCAUGACUAUCAAUGAUGAUUACAAGCCCUACGUAACAGCCCUGCGGAACCUUGUCCGCCACGCAGUUGUAGGUGCUGCGAUCACAGAGUCGUCCUUGUUCAAUGAAUCUCGGGAGCCUGCCACGUUUGAGAAGGACACGUUACUCGGACCCUGGUUCCGUCUAUCGCCUUUGCAAGGUGCAGUGACUAUGACCUAUUUCUCAAGCCCUAAGACGAGGGACCAGGGCUAUAUCCUGAACGCACAGCGCUCACAGCGGAUGAUGCAGCAGAUGCUGAGUUCAGAUCUCUUCGACAUAAUCAACCAUCUGAUUCGUGCAUCGAAAGACGCGCGUGAGAGAGUUUUGGACUGGUUCGCCGCAGCUCUGAACAUUAACCACAAGCGACGCGCUAUGCAGGUUGAUCCCAAUACUGUGUCCUCGGAUGGUUUCAUGUUCAAUCUCACGACGUGUUUGGACCACCUCUGUGAGCCUUUUAUGGAUGCCAACUUUACCAAGAUUGACAGGAUUGAUGCAGGGUAUUUGCAUCGGAACCCUCGAGUUGAUCUGAAAGAUGAGACCAAAAUCAACGCCGAUCAGCACGCGUCUGAUGCGUUCUAUGCUAAGAAGGUUGAUGGGACCUCUAACUUUAUCACGGAGAUCUUCUUCCUCACAGUCGCUGCUCACCACUAUGGUAGCGAAUCACUGACCUCGAAGUUGGAUCAACUGGAGAAGGACCUCCGACACCUGGAGAAUACAAUCAACAAAUUCGAGCAAGAACGGCACAAGUGGAGCAACAACCCAAUGCAACUUAGGGUCUUUGAGCAGGCCUUAAAGAAGUACAAGGACAAGCUGGAUUUGGGUCUCGCCUUGAAGUACAGUCUUCAAGGUGUGUUGUUCGACGACCAGUGGCAAGCCCGUUCCAUGCUGUUCAUGCGCUAUGUUAUUGUUUUCCUCUUGAGACUUGUGUCUGGCAAGAACUUCCCCCAAGAGCCCAUUCAGUUGCCUCUGCCCGCGGAGCAGCAAGAAGUUUGGAAGUGUCUUCCUGAGUACUUUGUGGACGACAUUGUGAGCAAUUUCAAAUUCAUCAUGUGGUGCAUGCCUCAAAUCAUUACCGCCACGCAAGGUGACGAAUUGGUAAUGCUCUGCAUAGCCUUUUUGGAAAGCACUAGCUAUAUCAAGAACCCGUAUUUGAAGGCCGGUCUUGUCUCUAUUCUCUUCCGAGGAACAUGGCCUCGCCCUGGCGGUGCGCGGGGCGUGCUGGUGGACCUCUUAAACUCCAUGCCCUUUGCCAACGAGUAUUUGCUGCAUGCUCUUAUGAAGUUCUACAUUGAAGCUGAGCACACUGGCACCCAUACCCAGUUUUUUGACAAGUUCAACAUCCGUUUUGAGAUCUUCCAGAUCAUCAAAUGCAUCUGGCCCAAUACCCUAUACCGUGCCAAGCUUUCUAACCAGGCCAAGCGGAAUCUGGACUUCUUCGUGCGCUUCGUGAACCUGCUCCUCAACGAUGUGACUUUCGUGCUUGACGAGUCGUUUGGUGCCUUCAUCACUAUCCAUAAAACUCAGACGGAACUGCGUAACGGGGCGGGCAUGGAUCCCACCGUGCGACAGCAGAAGGAGGAACAACUUGCCUCUGCUCAACGCAAUGCGAAGUCUUACAUGCAAUUGACCAAUGAAACAGUGGCCAUGCUUAAGCUCUUCACCGAAGCUCUGGCUGAUUCAUUCACCAUGCCGGAAAUUGUGCAAAGGCUGGCAGACAUGCUUGAUUACAAUCUGGAUGCUAUGGUGGGCCCCAAGAGCUCCAGUCUCCGGGUUGACAACCUGCAGGAGUACGGGUUCAAUCCUCGAGCCUUGUUGAGCGAGAUCGUCGAUGUGUACCUGAACUUGAUGAACAAGGAGAAUUUCAUUGUGGCCGUUGCUCGGGAUGGACGGUCCUACAAGCCAGCCAACUUCGAAAAGGCCGCGGAGAUCCUGCGGAAGUGGUCCCUCAAGUCUCCCGAGGAGCUCAAGCGGUGGGAGCAGCUACAGCGCCGGGUGCGAGAAGCCAAGGAGGCCGACGAACAAGCAGAGGAGGACCUCGGAGAGGUCCCUGACGAAUUUUUAGAUCCUCUUAUGUAUACACUGAUGGAAGAUCCUGUGAUUCUUCCUGGGUCGAGAGUGUCUAUCGAUCGCUCUACCAUCCGGUCUCAUCUUCUGAGUGACCCUCAUGAUCCGUUCAACCGAGCUCCCCUCAAGAUGGAAGAUGUCACCCCUGAUACGGAGCUCAAGGGGAAGAUUGAAGCAUUUAAAGCGGAGCGAAUGGCAGCGCGCAGAAAUCCAGCGACGCAAAGUGCACCGGAGACGAUGGACACGUCUGCUGACUGA
Molecule: messenger RNA, 2940 nt
Organism: Aspergillus oryzae RIB40
Lineage: Eukaryota; Fungi; Ascomycota; Eurotiomycetes; Eurotiales; Aspergillaceae
Product: ubiquitin-ubiquitin ligase UFD2
Exons: 7
Coding region: 1-2940 (979 amino acids)
Biological process (GO): protein polyubiquitination
Cellular component (GO): nucleus; cytoplasm; ubiquitin ligase complex
Molecular function (GO): ubiquitin-ubiquitin ligase activity
Source: RefSeq, a predicted model, not a curated record